CGCCCCCUCAUACAGGAAAUAAAGACUUCACCAGUCUGCUUACACAAGAAGCAGGCAUUCAUCUGCUCUCAGAAAGUCUCUGCAGCAACCAUGGCCACCUUCGUGGAACUCAGUACCAAGGCCAAGAUGCCCAUCGUGGGCCUGGGCACCUGGAAGUCUCCACCAGGCAAAGUCAAGGAAGCUGUGAAGGCCGCCAUUGAUGCUGGGUACCGCCACAUUGACUGCGCCUAUGCCUAUCAGAAUGAGAAUGAAGUGGGGGAAGCCAUCCAAGAGAAGAUCAAGGAGAAGGCCGUGAAGCGGGAGGAUCUCUUCAUUGUCAGCAAGCUGUGGCCCACCUUCUUCGAGAAAAGCCUGGUGAAGAAAUGCUUUCAGAAAACCCUCUCGGAUCUGAAACUGGACUACCUGGACCUGUAUCUAGUUCACUGGCCACAGGGAUUCCAGGCUGGGAAUGAGAUUUUCCCCACAGAUAAAAAUGGCAAACUUCUCAUGAGUAAAUCCACAUUCUUGGAUGCCUGGGAGGGCAUGGAGGAACUGGUAGACCAGGGGCUGGUGAAAGCCCUGGGCAUCUCCAACUUCAACCACUUGCAGAUUGAGAGGCUCCUGAGCAAGCCUGGACUGAAACAUAAGCCAGUGACCAAUCAGAUUGAGUGCCACCCAUAUCUCACCCAGGAGAAACUGAUCCAGUACUGUCACUCCAAGGGCAUUGGCAUCACAGCUUACAGUCCCCUGGGCUCGCCGGACAGACCUCAUGCCAAGCCAGACGACCCUGUAGUACUGGAGAUUCCCAGGAUUAAGGAAAUUGCUGCAAAGCACAAGAAAACUGUGGCCCAGGUUCUGAUUCGGUUCCAUAUUCAAAGGAAUGUGGUGGUGAUCCCCAAGUCUGUGACACCUUCCCGCAUACGUGAGAACUUUGAGGUCUUUGACUUCCAGUUGAGUGAUGAGGAGAUGGCCACCAUUCUCAGCUUCAACAGAAACUGGAGGGCCUGUGGUGUGUUUGCUGCAAUUAACGAAGAGGACUAUCCUUUCCACGAGGAAUACUGACGCUGAUUCACUUGAUGAGACUGCCUGGUGAAUCCCAUCUUCAUGGUGUGAAAGUCCCUCCUGAUACCUGCCUUAGCCAAAGUGUGUCUAAUUCUGGUAACACUGAGAAUACAAAGACAAAAUAAAAAGUAAAUAAUAGUAAGUCUUGUAGUGUGCUGUGGGACAAUGGUCUUUUUUUUAUCCUGUCACUUGUAUUAUUUUUAAUAAAACGCUGAUUGGCCAGUAGUC
Messenger RNA from Microtus oregoni (creeping vole), 1269 nucleotides. Its product is annotated as aldo-keto reductase family 1 member B7-like. Gene Ontology annotation, molecular function: aldose reductase (NADPH) activity. The record is from RefSeq and is a predicted model, not a curated record. Bases 91 to 1041 code for a protein of 316 amino acids. NCBI's taxonomy places the organism in Eukaryota, Metazoa, Chordata, Mammalia, Rodentia, Cricetidae. The transcript is spliced from 10 exons. Gene Ontology annotation, cellular component: mitochondrion; cytosol.